AAAGCUAUCCUUUCUUUGGUUGGGGAGAUAUUUUAAGGAGUGUCUGAAGCUGUGGAGCAUCGACCACAAUGGACACCCUUCAGAGGUUCGGCUGCCUCACCUUUUCCUUCAAAUCUCCAUUCCCAACCACUUCUCCAAUUCCAAUUCGUCCUCCAUUAAACCCAUCUAACUCCAUUCUCAGAACAAGCCUUCGUCCAGUGAGUGGAAUAACGAAAGAAGAUGUAGUCCAAACAUUCCUCAGAGAGAGACAAUUGAAUGGAGAUUUUAUAUCAAAGGUUUCUGAUAUGUUAUGGCAGGACGAAGCUACCAAGUUGCUUAGUGAGACUGAGUCUGCUGUACUUGCUGAUGAUGACAUUUCUCAACUACCAAACCAGGUGACCGAGAGUGGUGAUGAUGGUGGUUUUUUAAAGCUCACAAGAACCCAGGAAUGGAUACAAGGUGACAUCUCUGCACCAAUAAAUAAAAAGGCUAUUGCUAAGGCAUUGCAGGAUGACAGGGAUAGAAGGAAGAGACUCAACCUUCUCCAAUAUGAAGCUUUGAAGAGAGAACUAUUCCUUGUGUCUAUUGGAAUUGGAAUUGCAUGCAGUGGUUACUGUUUGGUUGUUCUAUCAGUCCAGGCUGCUAUUAGUUAUGCGACAGGAUUUCUUUUCAGCUGCUUGUAUCUUCAGCUUCUGUACCGCCAUGCAGAUAACCUGUCUAGAGAAGCAGUUCCUGAAAUCUUCAGGCAGAAGAAGACAAAGAAAAUUGGAAUAAGAAGUGAUGACUUGAAGGAUUCAUUUGAGAAAUCCAUCAAGGGUAGUGGUAUGGCUCUUUCAUCUCCAAGGCUUGUCAUCCCAGCAGCAAUAUAUGGACUUUGGAUUCUCUCUCAUCAAUAUAUCCCUAAUGAGUUCUUUGAUUUCCAAGUAAGAUAUCGAAGUGUUAUUUCGUUGAAUAGAAUACUUUCUUCCAUAGACUGUUUAUUAUCAACUCGUCACACACCUCUGAUGUUAUUUUUGUGUACCAUAUUUUGGUCAUUACAGCUUGUGCCAGCAAUGCUUGGGCUGUUUGUAUACAAAGCUGCUGCUCUUGUUCAAGUUUAUAGAGAUAACGAAGACCUGCAAUUGGUUUUUCCAGAAAACGACUAAGGUUCAACACGAUUGGAAAACUUGUACUUAAUUCUUUUUAUACUUAGAGAACCCGGCAAUUUAUAAGUGAAAAAGAGGAGGAAUGCUUUUGGAAUGGCUAAUAGUUAACAUUAUAUAGUGUACUUACUGUGCACCAGUUUUGCGGAGCGGGGCCCAAAACUGCUUCUUGAAGAUAGUUUGAAGGGAGUUCAGUCAACAAAUGGAUUCUUAACUCUGGAAUUCUGUUCUCUCUAGCAAGUUUUAGUGAGGUCAGCUUUUAUCUGCAAGUUUAGUGUAUAUUCUUUAUCCAGUUUUAAAGGAAAUGUAAGACAUGAUUUUGACAAGACUAGUUGGAUAUGUUUUUCAAGAACUCCUCUUUUCUUCUUUUUUUCUUAGCUUUUUAGACAUCUUGGGUUGGUCCUAAAAGCUCUGUUUACAAUUAUUGGGGCUUAAAUUAUUCCAAUGCUCUGUUUGGAACCUUAAAAUCCGAGUAGGGAUGAUGGUAAAGUGACUUUGACAAUAAGAAGUUGAGUGCUUUUGUACAAGUGGGUUUAUCAUUUAUGCAACUUCUUCACUUUUUUUGAA
Cannabis sativa is the source of this 1688-nucleotide messenger RNA. RefSeq lists its product as uncharacterized. The transcript has 8 exons. The coding region runs from base 69 to 1124 and encodes 351 amino acids. The record is from RefSeq and is a predicted model, not a curated record. NCBI's taxonomy places the organism in Eukaryota, Viridiplantae, Streptophyta, Magnoliopsida, Rosales, Cannabaceae.